This is a messenger RNA of Aspergillus pseudotamarii, 336 nucleotides long. RefSeq names its product CVNH domain-containing protein. The record is from RefSeq and is a predicted model, not a curated record. The transcript has 2 exons. Bases 1 to 336 code for a protein of 111 amino acids. NCBI's taxonomy places the organism in Eukaryota, Fungi, Ascomycota, Eurotiomycetes, Eurotiales, Aspergillaceae.
AUGGGUUCCUUCCACCACACCGCUAGAAACUGGCGCAUCAGGCAAGAAAAUGGCGUCACCCUGUUCCGAGUGGAGGUCAAAGAUAUGCAUGGCAACUGGAUUGAACGAACAAUCCGUUUGGAUGACCACAUCGGCAACACUGAUGGAUGGUUCAUCUGGGGCGGAAAGAACUUCACCAGCAGCGCCUGGAAUGUCCGUUUGGAGGAUACCGAGUGGGGUCCCAAGCUGGUCGCUGUGAUGCGCAGGAACGACGGUGGCGACCGUGGUGACCAGGGAAUGUUGCUAGGCGAUAAGAUCGAGAACAGGAACGGAGAGCUUCAUUUCACCGGUCCUUGA